Molecule: messenger RNA, 540 nt
Organism: Salvia splendens (bonfire salvia)
Lineage: Eukaryota; Viridiplantae; Streptophyta; Magnoliopsida; Lamiales; Lamiaceae
Exons: 1
Coding region: 59-475 (138 amino acids)
Source: RefSeq, a predicted model, not a curated record
ACUACAACCUUAGUUUAAAUUCAAAUUUCAAAUAAAAAUUUGUUGGCUCCUCAAAACAAUGGGGAACUGCAUAGUUCUUCAAGAAAAUGUGAUGAAAAAAUAUGGUUAUCAAAUCCUAGAACACAACUCACCAAUCAAAGUUGAUCAACAUGCUUCAUGUGAUGAAGUAAAAAGCAUGCAUCCAAAUGUUCAAAAUCAGAUGCAUUUUCCUAUCAAGACAAAGAAGAAGACAGUUCGCGGCUUAGACAGAAUAUUUGAAGGCGGAGACGAAGGAAGCCGAGUUGCGAGGAUCAAGCUUGUGAUCAGCAAGAAGGAGCUGCAGGAAAUGCUAAGUGAAGGAGGAGAAAUUUCAGUUGAUGGCUUGAUUCUUAAGAUGAAGAAUCAUCAAGAAAUCACAGACAAAGUUGAGUCUAGUGUGAAUAUUGGCAAAGGAUGGUUUCCAGCUCUUGAAACCAUCCCAGAAAUAUUAAACUAAGUAUUUUUGUUUUUUUUAAAAUUUCCAAUUACAAAAAGAAGGAAAAAAAAAGUUAUUGGGUUUUA